GGCAGGGAGCCGUGGUCAGCGUGGUCACGCUCAGGCUGAGCAGAGCCCUAACCAUGGUCACCCUCUCCAGCCCUUGUUUGCUGCGGGGCCGGGAUGAAGGUGUCUCCAGGGCGUUCGUGCUUCCCCCCGGGGGCUGGCAGCCUGUUUAUAGCAUACCUCUGGGUAACUCAUUGACCUCUGCUGGGAAGCGGAGGUUCCCAAGAUGAUAAGGCACUCUUGGAAGAAAUUCCUUUCCUCACAAGGGAGUGGCGGCGCUGGGCACGCUCGCCCGCCUUGCGAACACGUACACAGCCCCGCGCCGCGUCCCGGCACCGGCAGCGGUCCCCCGGGGACCCGGCUCUCAGAGCCUGGAGCUUCGUGGCCAAGAGUGCUCUGGAGGAAAGCGGUGCUGGGGAGCAGAGCGGAGGAGCAGGGGCUGUGUUGCUCUGCCCAAGGAUCCUCUGCAGACACCGGUCACCCAUAGCACAGUGAGAGCACACAGCCGGUCCUGAGUCCUGGUCCUGCAUGCUGGGGAAGGUCAGAGCUUGUGAGCAAAGAGGGAAUGAGUUCAUCCUGUGCAGCCCAAAGGAUUCCAAACAGCAACCAGAUCAGUCCCUCCUGGUGUUCACACCUGGGGUUCAGACAGUUCUGAUCCCAGAGAUGAGAUGAGCCCCGCUAGCCCUGCAGGAAUCCACAGUGUCUGUGCUUGCAGAGAACUCACCUGUGGCUUGCCUGGCCAUAGCCCUGCUCUGCUGAGGCUGGUGUGGAGCAGGCAGUGCUGUCAGCCACCCUCGCUGUGAAACAGGGAGAGCAGCAGCUCGGCCGGGAGGAAGGUGGUCCAGAAACGGCCAGCCCUGGAUGGAGGAUGCUGGACGAGCCCCAGCGGGGCAGCUCUGCAGACGGUGCCGCUCAAAAGGCACAUUGUGCAUUGUGUCUGUGGCCAGGGCUGAGCCACGGUGCCCAGCAGUACACUCCCCCCCUGCCAGCGCUCUGCCAGCCCCCAGCUUGGGGCUCGGGUAUUGCUGGACACAUGGGCUGCUGCCUUGAGAUCCCCUGGCACCAGGACCUGUCCCUGGGAUGCACAGAGGAAGAGUGUGAUUCCUGCUGUCCCCACUCGCCCGUGCUCCUGCCCCACUGGGACCGCCUGCAGCACAAGGGAAAAUGGUGGCGGGACAAGACCAUGGCAUCAGGUAAGACUGAGGCAUCAGAUCCAAGCAACCCCACUACUGAGGCAGCAGAAGGUUCUCCAGACACCCCCUUGGUGCUGCUGGCUGUCAGGGAGGGCUUUCCACAAGAGAUUUCGCUCUUCUUCUCCGUUGAGAGCCGCUCCUCCCGGUGCCUCAAUUCCCAGCUCCAGGAAGCAGCCAGAAAGAAGCUGUGGGCCCUAGAGAGUGACGACAGAGAUGUCUGUGCCCUGUUCAAGGAGCUGUCAGCCCGGCUGGUCUGCAUGCAGGCACAGGAGGAUCGGUUCAUCCUCACCUUCAAAACCCUGGAAGAAGUCUGGAAGUUUUCCACGUAUCUGACUUUAGGGUAUGUGGGCAGCUGCCUGGAACAGCUUCUCUUUGACCAGGAGUACUGGCUAAACUGUGCUCUGAUGGAGGACACGGAGAUCAGAGUUACUGUGGAUGAAGAUCGCUUGGCCACCAUAUAUAUGGGUCUGCUACUGCAGGAAGGUAACUUUUUUUCCAGAGCAGUUCCUGGUGCUCCGGAGCAGCCGGAGCAGGAGGGAGAGGAAGCCCUGCAGCUCUGCAAGAACGAGCUGAUCCACGUGAAGAAUGUUGGAGAGGAGUCCAAGUGGGAAGGGACGUCCUUACUGACGGGUCAGAGAGGCCUGGUGCCUGUGACAGCUCUAGAGCCAAUACCUCACCCAUUUUACCAGUGGUUCCUGAGGAACUAUGCUGUGAGUUUUGGCAUCUCCCAGGAGAUCAGUGGGACAAGCACUGAGCCAAUUGUCAAAGGCAGGUGCACAGCCACAAAGGACCACAGAGGAGCAGCAUGGGAUGAACUGAGUUUCUCCAAAGGAGACAGCAUAGAAGUCAUUGGCUUCUUCAUUCCAGGACUCCCGUGGUUUGUGGGCAAAUCCCUCAGCAGUGGGAGCAUUGGAUUUGUCCCAACUCAAUACAUAAGUCCCAAGGCUUGUGAACCUCUGGGAAAAGGCUUGGUGUUUCUGAACGAGGAAGAAAAGUCCCCGCUCCUGCGCAUCCCCUGCAAUGGUGGUGAGCAGCACUUCACCACCCUCCUCAGUGACCUGGCACGCACGGACAUCACCUCUGUGUACCGGCUGGAUGGUUUUGAACCUACAGCCAUGUUCCCGAAAGUGCCUUCAGAGGCUGUUCUCCGUGGCUGUAAAGAUAUCCAACUGCUCCAGUCCUGGGAGGAAAUAAAUGAGUUGGCUACCAAUAGCACCUCUGAGCUGUCUAGCCCAGGGAGUGAAUCAGCCCCUCAUACACUAGAAGAUGUUCUCCUGGAGAAGCUGGAUGACUUUGAUGAUCCCAAGUUCUUCAUUGACUUGAAUGCUGGACACAUGGAAGACGCUGAUGUAUUUGACCCCAUAUUGACCUUCCUUAACCAAGACAGUUACGUGCCCAGUUUUCAAAGCCUCUAUGAUCUCAGUUUUUCCUUUCUCAACUCCACUUUUUAUGGUUUCUCUGAUGAGGAUGAACUGAUCUUGUACCUUGAGGCAUCCAGGAACUGGGCCAAGAGAACUCAUUCAGUUUGGGCCCAUGUCAGGCUCUGUUUCCUCUUGGGUAAGCUUUGCAUCAAAAAGGUCAAGUUCUCCCAGGCUCGAGUCUACUUUGAGGAAGCCAUGAGCAUCCUGGACAGGGGUUUUGGGGACCUGCCCCUAUUGGCUGCAUUGCAUGUGAACCUUGCCUCCAUCUACUUGAAGCAGAACAUGAAGCACAAGUUCUCCUCCCUGCUGGGAAAAAUGGUGGCCUUGCUUGUCUGCCUGCCUGGCCGCUCUUUCAGCUCUGAGAACGAGCUGGAGGUUAUGAUGUAUGUCCUGAGGGAAGCCAUUGCUGUGGGUAAUGCUCCCUUAGAGGCAAGGGUCUGCUUCCUUAUUGUCAAGCUCUUCCUACAACUGGGCAAAAAUGAUGAAGUGCUGCCCUUUACCGAGCAUCUUCAGUGUCUCACCACCACUUUAGUCAGCCCAGACACUAGUUCUAUGCCACUGGAUGCCACCCCCAUCUUGAGCUACCUGUAUGACAAGAAGUAUUUGCCAAAUAUCGCACUGGCCUCUGCCAGGCUGUUUGUUCCCACUGGCAUCAAGGGGACACCGACACCCACUUGGAGAGCUGGCUUUAUCCUCCAAAAUACUUCCAAACUCCUGGGAAGCCAGCUGGAGAGGAGCAGCAUCCCAUCACUGGCCUGUUUCUAUCUCAAGCAAGCACUGCAUUUCUGUGGUGAGACCAGAGCGGUGCCCAUCCAGAGGACGCUGUGUACCAUCUUGUCCAGGAUGUACCUCCAGCAUGGUGUGUUGGAUGGGGCGGUUUGCUACGCAGCCAUGGCUGUAACCCUCAGUAGACUGAUGGGAGAGGAGGAGGCUUUUGAGUCUUCCCUGUCAUUGGGGUGGAUGUAUCUCCUGCACAGCCAGCCGGGACCCGCCGCAGACAUCAUGUGGCAGCUCUUGCACUCUCUGCAUGGGACAGACAGCGUGACUCAGGGUGGAGCGGUGCACAAUCUGCUGGCCAUUGCCCUCAAAGGAGAAGGGCAGGUACAAAAGGCUGCAGAGAACUACCUGCGGGCCCUGCAGAAAGCCAAGGAGACCGGGAACAAGAGGAACCAGGCUAUCGCCCUGGCCAACCUCGGGCAGCUGAGCCUUUCGCAUGGGGCGAACCAGCUCUCUGAGCUCUACCUGCUCCAGUCGGCUCAGCUCUACGCUGAGCUCCAGGGCAACCAAGACCUGGAGAUGGAGUUUGUGCGUGUGCUGCUGUGGCUAGCACUGGCCAUGGUGAACAGGCAGAGGAUGGAGGAUGGCAAACUCUGUUAUGAACUGGCGUUGGUUUUUGCCCUGAAGUGGCAUAACGUGAGGAGUCAGCUUCACAUCACUGAGUCUCUCUGCCAUUUCUACAGCAAAGUGUCCCCCAGUCUCCAGGCCUGCAUCACCUACCAUGAGCACUGGGUAUCUUUGGCACAGCAGUUGCAGGACAGGGAGCUGGAAGGCAAUGUCCGGCAGACCCUCAGCCAGCUUUACCAGGCUUUGGGCACACCUGAGGCUCUGAGACAGUCCCUGGACUGCACCAAACAGAGUCUAAGGAUCUUCAUUGACCUUGAGGAGACUGUGAAAGCAGCAGAGGCCUGGCUGCAGGCAGGAAGGCUCUACUAUCUUAUGCAGGAAGAUGAGCUGGUGGAAAUGUACUUUCAGGCAGCCAUUCAGACUGCUCUGAAAGUGGAGAACAUCUCCUUGGCCAUGGAUCUUUAUGAAAAAGCAGGUGAUACCUUUUUUAAUGGCAGCCGAAACAGAGAGAGAGCAGUGGAGUUUUACAGGGGAGGUGCUGUGCCCUUGGCCAGAAAACUAAAGGCCUCUAAGACAGAGCUGCGGCUCUUCAAUAAGCUGACGGAGCUGCAGAUCAGGCUGCAGGGCUACGAGAAGGCUCUGGAGUUUGCCACACUGGCAGCCAGGCUGAGCAUCAGGGUCGGAGAUCAAUUACAAGAGCUGGUUGCAUUCCACCGCCUGGCUACAGUCUACUAUUUCCUGCAUAUGUAUGAGAUGGCAGAAGAUUGCUACCUAAAGACCCUUGCCUUGCGUCCCCCCUUGCUGCAGUGUUCUGGAGAGGCCCUGUACUACUGCAAGGUGUAUUGCCACCUUGGCAACCUGACCCUGCACAAACUGAAGGAUGAACAGGAUGCAGCAGCCUACUUCCUCCUGGCGCUCGCCGCUGCAACCGAGCUGGGUGACCAGGGGCUGCAGGGCCUCAUCCGCACCAAGCUGGGUGACAUCCCUGGUGCCCUGCAGGGACCUGAGGGCACAGCAGGCUGUGCCACGUUCCGGCCCAGGUGGCUGAGUGAAGGUGGCCACGUCGUCUGACUGACCACAACCUGGGGACUCCACUGUGACCUGUCACACAGCAUCGUGCUGUGCCACUGGCAUGGGUCCAUGUGCUCUGCAGGACAACCAGCCCUGGAGAACAUCGCAUCCUAAGGAGCCGCAGUGUUUGGUCUUCUUGUCCCUGACAGACAAGGGGUGAAGUGCUUGGAACCCUGCCCUCAUUUUCCAGGAGCAGGGAUGUACAUCAAGGCUGGGCAUCGGGGCAGGAUGGGGACCGGGCAGCAGUGCUGGCACCUGCAGUGCAGUGGAGAUGAGCAACAGAUGGCAAUUGGAGUGGGGGUGCCUGCCUGGGUGGGGACAAGAAAGUGCUGCCAUGUGCCAGCUGCCACACACACCUCAGGUCCCAUGGGGCAGCUCAGCCCAAGCCAACUGUGUUUUAACUUGAAUAGCAACUCCUUUAUUUAUUCUUACCUGUUCUCUGUCCCGUCUGCUCUGCAGAGGUCUGUGACCCAUACCUCUGUAAAGCCACGGACCUCUUUGGUACAAAGCACCACCAAAGCCUGUGGCAGUGAGAGGCAGAAUUAGGGAAAGGAGAAGUGAAAGGGGCUGUGGACAAGCCCUGAAUGCAGGUGGGCAGCAGCUUGGGGGCAGGCAGAGCCCACCCUCACUUCAGCCCUGCCAUUCAGCUCAGCAGUGAUGUUGGAGCAGCUGUGGUGGCUCUUCUGCCCCACAGCCCAUGUGUGCUUUCAGCAUCUAAAGCAUGAGCACACUGCGGGUCCUUCAUGGCAAAAAAGCGCUGGACUGGGCUGCCCAGGGAAGUGGUGCAGUCAUCACCCCUGGAGGUAUUGGAAAGAUGCGUAGAUGUGAUGCUUGGGGACAUGGUUUAAUGGUGGACUUAGUGCUGGGUUAACAGCUGGACUUGAUGAUGCUGUGUGGCACACAUCCAGUCCCUGGGCAGGGGUGCUGAUGGGACACAGGGGGACUUCUGUUGGGGAGAGGCAGCUGCAAAGCCUUUGCAUUGGCCAUUGCCAGCCCCAGGAGGAGCCAGCAGCCUACAGGCAGCAAGCAAGCUGCCUUCAAGUGCCCUGACCUACAUGGCUGGAGAGAAGCACAAACUCCUCUGUGGAGCAAGCGGGAGGAGCAGGAGGCACGGAGGAGCCUUCUGAAAGCAGCAGGAGCAGCAGCAGCUCUCCUCCAUAGCCCAUCUCACCACCAGAGAGCAAUAACUGCCCACGUUUGCAGCCUCGUGUGGGCAAGUGCUGCUUCCUGGCUAAGGCUGACUUCGGUUUUCAGUCUUGACUGGUGCAGAGUGAAGAAUGAGCUGUUUUUCCAGCUCAUCUCUUUGCUUUGACAACCAGUGGCCCAGCGGGGGCUUCCCAAGGAGACCCAGCUCCCAGUCCUUCCACCUCCCUGCCGCGGUCCCUUGCUUGGAAAUGCUAAAUGCAGAACAUUCAUUUCCUCA
This is a messenger RNA of Pezoporus flaviventris, 6428 nucleotides long. RefSeq names its product SH3 domain and tetratricopeptide repeats 2 (gene SH3TC2). Gene Ontology annotation, molecular function: protein binding. The transcript is spliced from 20 exons. Lineage: Eukaryota; Metazoa; Chordata; Aves; Psittaciformes; Psittacidae. Gene Ontology annotation, cellular component: recycling endosome. Gene Ontology annotation, biological process: regulation of intracellular protein transport; regulation of ERBB signaling pathway. The record is from RefSeq and is a predicted model, not a curated record. The coding region runs from base 845 to 5005 and encodes 1386 amino acids.